This is a messenger RNA of Acanthosepion pharaonis, 492 nucleotides long. The record is from the annotation of a GenBank genome assembly. NCBI's taxonomy places the organism in Eukaryota, Metazoa, Mollusca, Cephalopoda, Sepiida, Sepiidae.
AUGGCAAAGGAGUACCCUCCGUUCCAUUUAAAUGGACCACGUUUUGAUCAGACUACAUUCCAUGGGCGUUUAAUGCACUUUUUGGAUGUUAUUGAUCCACGAACUUUGCUUGUUAGUGAUGCAAACUUGCAGUCUUCAAUAAAACUACUUGAAGAUUUUAAAAAUGGUACACUUCCUCCAGGCACCACUAGCAAGGAAUUAUGGGAAGCUAAAAAGAUUAAACAGGCAAUCAUCCAUCCUGACACAGGGGAAAAAGUGUUCAUGCCUUUCAGGAUGUCUGGUUUUGUUCCAUUUGGGACACCUUUCGUUGUAGGAAUGUUGCUUCCAAAUCCUACAAUUCCAAAGACAAUCAUUUGGCAAUGGUUGAACCAAAGUCACAAUGCCUGCGUCAAUUAUGCAAAUAGAAAUGCCUCUAAACCAACACCUAUUCAUCGUUUUUUGAUUGGAUAUUUUAAACGUUUCCAGUGCUGUUUCUAUUGCUGUUGGUCUUAG